Filobasidium floriforme is the source of this 423-nucleotide messenger RNA. RefSeq lists its product as uncharacterized. Lineage: Eukaryota; Fungi; Basidiomycota; Tremellomycetes; Filobasidiales; Filobasidiaceae. The transcript has 2 exons. The coding region runs from base 1 to 423 and encodes 140 amino acids. The record is from RefSeq and is a predicted model, not a curated record.
AUGUUCGCGGGCAAGGAAAACGUCAAGGAAAAAGGGAAAAGUCCGGAAACCAUGACUACCCUCCCGGCAAUGGUCGCUCUGCCUACGAUCGCUCCGCCUACGGUUGCGCCUACGAUCACGCCUACGAUCACGCCUACGAUCGCUCCGCCUACGGUUGCGCCUAUGGUCGCUCCGCCCAUGCUUAUCGAUCGGAAUCCACUCAUUCGCAAUGAAGCAUGCCCUAAGUUAAUAUACAACGGCGAUGAGUUUGAAGUAAUACCCGUACCCAGGCAAAUUCAGGUCGUUCGGACCGGGCCGAAUUCGUCUGGGAUAGCUGGCCUAAAUCUCGGUGGAAUGCUUUUAGGCACCUCGUAUAUCGUACAUAGACUAGUCAUGGGUGAAACAGACGAUAUGCGCCUAAACUGCACAUGCGUUGCCGCUUGA